CUAUGUUUGUCCAUCAAUUUUCAUUUCAAAACACUGCAAGGCUUUAAAAAAUGAAUUUGCUCUUUAAACUGCUAAUUUUCAGUAUUGCGUCUUUGGAUAGAUGCGCAUAUUCAUUCGACAACUAUAACGGAUAUCAUAGGAUAUUUGUGCAUAUUAAUAGUAUUGCGAAGGGGUCAGAUUUUAACGUGAACAAAUCGCCCAUAGAAUAUGGAAAGCUUACCAGAAUGUUGUCCAAUGUUACAGAUUUACGAACAAUCUCCAGACAUCAGUUUUCAAACUUUCAAAGGAAAGAGCUGGAAAACAACGUGACUGCAGUGCCACCUACCGAAAGUACUUCAAAUUCGUCAUCACCAACGGUGUCUGAUCGCUGUCUAAUUGGUGUAUCUAGUGUGGUGCAAGCUGUAGCUCAACAAAAGAUUUGGGCAUUUAAAAUGAUUGAUGCUGCCGGGAAGCCACCUGCUAAUCUACUUGGAGGAGGAUUCAAAUGGCUUGGAGACUACGACGAAUGCCUGGAUAUCAAAGGGUCAACUACUGUUGGAAACAAUGAAAUGAAAUUUGGUACCGAAUAUUGCAUGUUAUCUGUUAUAAACUUACAAGCUGUGCCAAAUAUAUUACCUCAGUAUACCGCAUUAAGUAUUGGUAUGUGUCUACCUGAUAGCUGUUCAGAGCAGGAUACUCAAAUAUUAACUGACUCUAUCAUAAGGAAUUAUACAAACAACAUAUUCAUAGUUAGUAAAGCGGAAUGCCAGGAACCAGAUAAAUCUUUUGAUACGAGAGCUAUGACUGUUCUGUAG
Mytilus trossulus (common blue mussel) is the source of this 794-nucleotide messenger RNA. RefSeq lists its product as uncharacterized. Bases 51 to 794 code for a protein of 247 amino acids. The transcript has 4 exons. The record is from RefSeq and is a predicted model, not a curated record. Lineage: Eukaryota; Metazoa; Mollusca; Bivalvia; Mytilida; Mytilidae.